GUCUUUGCCGUGGUCGUGUUUUUGCGUGCAGUUUAUGGUUUAUGUUUCAUAAAAAAUUUUGGCAAAAGGUCACUCAAAGCAGCAAAUAAGUAAUGAAAUAAAAUAAUACGAUUUUAAAUGUUUAAAUGUAAUUGUAAGUGCGUUAUGUAUUAGAAACAUUUAACAAUAGAAAGAAGUUCUCGUUGAUAGUCAACGAAUUCAUAUUGGUGCGGUUAGCUGGCAAGGCAGUUGCGAAACAAACGAUUCUGUAAGCAGUGACUCUAAAGCGACUAUAAACAAUUAACUCACCAAUAGCAAAUAUAAUUUCAAAUUAAAAGCCAGUAUAUAAACAUAAUUAAAAUUAGCACACUAUCAACUGAGCGAUCGAACCACCGAACGCAUAAGUAACUUUGCUACCCGCGUACAAUUAAACACAGCAUGCACAAAAGCGAUGGGCGGUUUCCUGGAUAAGCCGAAAACAACAAAACAUAACGACCAUGGGGAAGGAAAUAAACUUCUUUUCGGCGUCAGCUCCAUGCAGGGCUGGCGUUGUGAAAUGGAGGACGCUUACUAUGCACGCACCGGUCUUGGAAGCGAGCUCGAAGAUUGGAGUUUCUUUGCCGUUUUUGACGGGCACGCUGGUUGCAAAGUGUCAAAACAUUGCGCCUCAAAUCUGCUUGACUGUAUCAUUUGCACAGAUGAAUUUAGGAAUGGUGACCACGUGAAGGGCAUACGUACCGGCUUCCUACGCAUCGAUGAAAUGAUGCGGGUGUUGCCCGAAUUCACUCAAGAUGCAGAAAAAUGUGGUGGCACAACUGCGGUGUGUGCGUUUAUAUCGCCCACACAAGUUUACAUUGCGAACUGCGGUGAUUCGCGCGCCGUGCUAUGCCGUCAGGGGGUACCGGUAUUUGCAACACAAGAUCACAAACCGAUUUUGCCCGAGGAAAAGGAGCGUAUACACAAUGCGGGCGGCAGUGUUAUGAUAAAACGUGUUAACGGUACAUUGGCUGUGUCGCGAGCGCUGGGCGAUUAUGAUUUCAAAAACGUUAAGGAAAAGGGUCAAUGCGAACAAUUAGUGUCGCCAGAACCGGAGAUUUUUUGCCAAAGUCGCCAGGAUACAGAUGAAUUUUUAGUUUUAGCUUGUGACGGUAUAUGGGAUGUUAUGACCAAUGAGGAUUUAUGCAGUUUUGUCCACUCGAGGCUGAGAGUGACGAACGAUUUAGUAAAUAUAGCAAACCAAGUCGUCGAUACAUGCUUGCACAAGGGCAGCCGAGAUAACAUGAGCAUAAUAAUAAUCGCUUUCCCGGGCGCACCACAACCAACUGAAGAAGCCAUAGAAGCGGACAAACGGCUGGAGAAGCAAAUCGAGAAACUAACAAGAGAGGAGAUAGAAUGUAAUGAAGUCACGCAGUACUUUGAUUUAUUGCAAGCACUACAGAAUAAGGAUAUUGAAGGUCUUCCUCCUGGUGGCGGCUUACAGUCAAAAUAUGCAGUCAUCGAGCGAACGUUCAAAGAGUUGUAUCCAGAUCAGGACUGCGAAAGUCCUUCUCAUUGAACCACCUCAAAAACAAAGUAAUAACAAAACAAAAUAAUUAAAAAACAAAACAAAAACAAAUCGGUUAUAACUUUGAUAAAGUGCAAAUUUAACUGAAGUAACCAAAUAGAAGAAAUAAUUAAAUACAAAAAACAGGAAUAAAACAAAUAAUACACUGAAAGAAAAAAAUGGAAAAUUACUGUAGCAAAAAGCCAGAAACACUCGUAAACAAAUGAUACAGAACAACCAAGUUUAGGGUUAAGAAGUUACAUAUACAUAUUUGCAGACUUGUUGUGAAGCUAUAAAGCCUGGGCUAGCUCGGUGAGAGUGACUUAAAACCUGUGAGCCCGGUAGGUUCUCAUAUAGGUACCAAACAUUUUGCGGCAGUUCACAAAAGCGAGUGCAGUCAACAACACUAAGUUUUUCGUUACUUUGAGGAGAAAGCUGGAACAUUACCACAACCAUACAGACGAACGGUAACAAUAGUGCGCACACUAAAUACACACACACACACACACUUAUGGUGAACCAAUUCUACUGAAGCGUUGCUCUGAUUGCUUAUGUGCGUUAGAAUGUGCAGCCAAAUUCAUCUUUAAAACGCAACACAUGGCGGCUUCCGUCUAAACACCUGUCUAUAACACCAACGAUGUGUCCACACACCCACGCAUACGAAUCUACUCGAAUGUUAUGUCCUGCAUACAUGCAUAUAAGAAGCCAUUCGAUGAACACCUAAGUUUUAGUGACGUUUUGUGUACAAAAGCCUAUACCGUAAAUAAGUAACUGUUAUAUGUUUGUUUGUAUGUUAACAUGAAAUAAGUAAAUCAGCUUUGGAGUAGUGCUUAUAGUUUCUUGCAGUAGCAAAAAUAACAAAAUGUCACCUCAAAAUGGCUGCAUGUGCAGCUACUUGACAGAAGCAUUGUCAAAAAGAUGUUUCAGUUUUGUUAUUACACCGGUGUAAAGUAUAACGCACAAUCACACAACACCACCGCGACCGCCGCACCAUGCGGAGCGCUGCAGACUGGUAAGAGAGCUUGGCCGUGCUUGUGCGCCUGUAAUCAUUAUCAACAGCAAAACGAGGGAGCCAACUAUCUUCAUAUAAUUGUAUUGGCCGAUCGUUUUUUCUAUUGCUUGCCGCGAGCUGCCCACCAAUUUGGAGCGAAUGCAAAAUUUCAAAACUGUUUUAAAAGCACAUUUACAUAUUUACUUUACUCUUACUUUUUAAUUCGUUUUACUUUUAUACUAUAUACGACCUAAACGAGAAAAUAACGGUUUACAAGUAACUGAAUUUUUGGCGAUUAAACACAAAUCCUACAAAAAAUCCAACAAACUAAGUUAAAGAAAGAAGAAAAAAGAAUAAAAAAACAAAAGCAAAAACACACAAAUAAGAUUUUACAAUUUUCCACAUACUGUCAACAACAACUACUUACAUACAUACAUACAUAUAUAUUGUGUACGUAUUUGUAAUCUGAGUAUAAAAAGUAUAAAAUUAGUUGAGAAGCUUAAUUAAUGAAAAUAAUAAAAUAAAAAAACCUAAAAAUAUGGUAAUAAGUUGUAAGUGAGUAAAGCAAAAAAAAAAGAAGUAAAUAAACAAAAACAACAAAAGAAGUGGUAAUAAGAAUAUACACACACGUGUUUGUAGUGAAUGUUAAUAAAUGAAUGAUAACUAAAAUACAAAGAUUAUAUGUAAAAAAA
Bactrocera tryoni is the source of this 3205-nucleotide messenger RNA. RefSeq names its product protein phosphatase 1B (gene alph). Bases 431 to 1534 code for a protein of 367 amino acids. Gene Ontology annotation, molecular function: protein serine/threonine phosphatase activity; magnesium ion binding; manganese ion binding. The record is from RefSeq and is a predicted model, not a curated record. Gene Ontology annotation, biological process: negative regulation of stress-activated MAPK cascade; protein dephosphorylation. The transcript is spliced from 6 exons. Lineage: Eukaryota; Metazoa; Arthropoda; Insecta; Diptera; Tephritidae. Gene Ontology annotation, cellular component: cytosol; nucleus.